Molecule: messenger RNA, 2109 nt
Organism: Fusarium musae
Lineage: Eukaryota; Fungi; Ascomycota; Sordariomycetes; Hypocreales; Nectriaceae
Exons: 5
Coding region: 1-2109 (702 amino acids)
Biological process (GO): amino acid catabolic process
Molecular function (GO): L-amino-acid oxidase activity; polyamine oxidase activity
Source: RefSeq, a predicted model, not a curated record
AUGCCUGUCCUUAAUCUAAAGUCAGACUUAUCCAUUAGAAACCAAUGGGCUCGUCAGCACAUCAAGAGAGCCAUUAGACAGGACUGGAACGCCCUUCUUGAUCACAGUGAUGAUUCCUCCGAGUUAGGUUCCCUUCCUCAUAUCCCCGAGAAGUCUGAGCUCCCUCUUGCCCCUCCCCCUCAGUCAUCCGCUCCUCAUGAUCAUGAUGAUCAAGAGCCUCGGGUCAUCAAGAUCGGUGUCAUCGGUGCUGGAGCAGCUGGCUUGUUCACGGGUCUAGUCUUGGACUAUCUUAACAGCGAGCUGAAGAAGGGCUCUAUCCCUCUCUCUUUUGAGUAUGACAUCCACGAGGCGGCUGGGCCAGAUCGAGUUGGAGGUCGCCUGUUUACUUACAAUUUUGGUGGUCAACGUGAUACUCACGACUACUAUGAUGUUGGCGCCAUGCGAUUCCCCGACAACCCAGUCAUGAAGCGUACAUUCGAGCUCUUUGGCAAGCUUGGCAUGGAAAAGACGGACCUAAAGACGAACCCCAACGCCCCGGAUGGUUCUCUCAUUCCAUACUAUAUGUCGCCUAACGAACCCAACACUAACCCCUGGUGCUACAAUGACAUCAACGUUUGGGGCGCUUCUUAUCAGAAUGUUCAGACAUCUGCCGGCACUGUUGACCCGUUUCAGCUUGAUACCGAUAAAAGUAUCGACCAUAGGCUUCUCACAGUUGGACCAGAUGAGGUUGUAAAAGCCAACAUUGAGCCACUUCGUCAAGCUCUGAAAGAAGAUGCCGAGAAGACUCCUCCUGGCGACAAAGGCUGGAAGAUGCUGAUGGAAUACGAUACAUACAGUACUCGACAGUUCUUGGGAACUGCGAACCCGAAUGUGAAACUCCCCAAGGACAUCCCUCCACCUCCAUAUAACUAUGAGACCAUCGAGUGGCUCGAGACCUUUAACGGAGGAACGGACUGGUAUGACCAAGCUCACAGCGAGACUGUCCUCGAGUCCCUUGACUUUGAGUUCAGCCCUGGAACCAAGUGGUUUUGUGUGCUCGGUGGCGCCCAACAGCUCGCGAAGAAGAUGGAAGACAAAAUUGUCAGCAAACCCAGUUAUCACAACCCAGUCGCUGCUAUCCGCGCUUUGGGUAAGAUGGACGUGAGGCUCGAUAUUGAGUCUAGUAAACGAUCUGAGUAUCGCCAGUACAAUGCUGUUGUGGCCACUACUACUCUCGGUUGUCUUGGCCGCAUGGACACUCGUCAAGCUGGCCUCAGAUAUCCUGUCAAGCAAGCCAUUCGCUCUUUGGGCUAUGGCCAGUCCUGCAAAGUGGCCAUCAAGUUUAGCCACGCUUGGUGGAUUCACGAUCUCAAGGACUUCAACAUUCAUGAGGCAGGUCUAGGCCACUCCGACCUCGCGUUGCGAACUUGUGUCUAUCCUUCUUACAACAUCUAUGACCCCAAGACCAAGACAGCUGUUCUUCUGUGUUCUUACACCUGGCAGCAGGACUCUGAUCGUCUUGGAUGUCUCAUGUCGACAAACAAGGACCACAAGCAGAAGGUCGCUGAUGAGCAAGCCCUCAAAGAGCUUCUGCUCCGAGAUCUGGCUAUCUUGCAUAGAAACACCCAGAUGGGUGAAGAUGAGCUAUACAAGCUCAUCAGUAAGAGCUAUGUCGAUCACCAUGCUUACAGCUGGACUGAGGACCCCAACACUGCUGGAGCUUUUGCGUUCUUCAGACCCCAGCAGUUCAGUUCCAUGUGGAACAGAGUAAUCCAGCCAUCUGGCGAUGUCAUAAUUGCCGGUGAGGCCUCAAGCCCCCACCAUGCCUGGGUGGUCGGUGCCCUUGAGAGUGUCGUUCAUGGACUUCACUCCUGGAUGGGCACCAAUAUCACUCUGGUUCCCGAGCUGAAGCAUGCCAGGGAUAUAUUGGAGAAGGAUCAACCCGGAAACCCGUUCGUCGGUCUCCCUCCCUACAUGGAUGUUAACAUCUCGAACUGGCACGCUGUUAUGGGUGUCGUCAAUCGAGACAAGCAUCUAGAGAAACUAGGGGGUUCUGACAACAGCAAUCUGCUGUCCACUGUGCUUUCGCACUUCGAUGUCGAAGUUUUAAAGAAGGACAUUGCUACUUGA